UUCCUACAACAAUACAGCCAUUACAAAUCUACAUUAGAAGUAUUCCGCCUGACUCCAAAUGAAUUCAACAAAAGUCUCGAUGAAUUGCUUAUGUUUUUAGCCCAGGUAUAAAAACACGUAAUAAAGGAAAACUACUGAUAAUAACACACUAUUAAUAAUAAUAAAAAAAACUAAUUUAAUCAUCGUAAUUAUAAGUUAAAAAAAUGGAGCAGUGUCUAAAGUACAUGCGUGACAGGAUUCUCUGCCGAGACAAAAUAAUAAGUUCGUUAUACUCGCUGAUUGGCGAAGGCGAUCAACCGAUGCCUCAAAGUUUGUUUAUAUACGGUCACUUGUCAACAGGAAAGUCUCUGCUCGUAGAGAGUCUGCUCAAGCAUCUCGCUUACAGACACUCUGUGAUAAAUUGCCUCGAGCACCCUAGUAGCAAAAGUUUGUUCGAGUACAUUUUGAAUGACAUAAAAAAUUAUGGCGAUAAAAAAUCACUAGAUGAUUUUAAAAAUAAUCUCAAGUGUGACAAUCUGAUGAAUUUUAUUGAUCAUCUUCAGUCAAUCCAGUCCGAUAGUAACGUCAAUAGUCCAAUUGUUAUAGUAUUAGAUAAAAGCGAGCGCUUGCGUGAGAUGGAUUUAAAUUUAUUGCCGGCAUUUUUGCGACUUAAAGAGCUUACAAAAUUAAAUAUCCUUACAAUAUUAAUUAGUGACAUUGUUUGGGAUAAGUAUUUUAUAAAAACAGGAAUUCCUGAACCUAUAAAAAUAUUUUUUCCUCAAUAUACAUUCGAGGAGGUCGCUGAAAUUUUGUAUCUUUACCGACCAGACGACUUCAGAAGCGAGACAUUUUACAAAAAUUACAUAAACUUAUUCUUGUCUGUAUUUUUCCGUUUCUGUCGUGACAUUAAUGAGCUUCGGUAUAUGUCAAUGCUUAAUUUUAAUAAAUACGUCGAGCCGAUAACUCUAGGCCAGUGUAAAGAAAACGACGUAACAACUCUCUGGCGUAAUAUCUCGAGCACACUCAAAGCUAACUUAGAAGUUAUUUAUCUCCGUGUAUCUACGGACGAUUUUACUGAACGUACUCAACUCUCGCAAGAAAUAGAGUCGACUACUAAGCUAGCUUUGAGUUUUGAGCUGCCGUUCUACGCAAAAUUCAUGCUUAUCGCCGCUUACUUGGCUUCUUAUAAUCCUCCUAAGGAGGAUAAGCGUUUGUUUGUUAAAGCUAGUGAUAAGAAAAAGAAACGUCCUACUAUUAAUAAAAAAAAACGCAUUGCUAUGUUCACUCACACUGGCCCGAGAACUUUUCCUCUUGAUCGGAUGCUUGCUAUUUUUUGCGCUAUUUCUGAGGAAAAAAUAGAUAUUAAUGCUAAUUUACUCGCUCAAAUACCGACUAUGUGUCAGUUAGGCUUAUUAGCUACUGUAGGAGAUAAUAAUUUAGAUGAAUCGAAAUUUAAAUGUUGCGUUAAUCUUGAUUUUGUGACUGUUAUUUCGAAGAAAGUUGGGUUUAAUAUUAGAAAUUAUUUGUGUGAUUUCAUUCAUUAAUUUAUUUUUAUUUAUAAUUUUUUUUUUAAUAAACAUUUU
Cotesia glomerata is the source of this 1562-nucleotide messenger RNA. It is a transcript of the gene Orc5, whose product is annotated as origin recognition complex subunit 5. Lineage: Eukaryota; Metazoa; Arthropoda; Insecta; Hymenoptera; Braconidae. Gene Ontology annotation, molecular function: DNA replication origin binding. The coding region runs from base 204 to 1523 and encodes 439 amino acids. Gene Ontology annotation, cellular component: nuclear origin of replication recognition complex; nucleus. The transcript has 2 exons. The record is from RefSeq and is a predicted model, not a curated record. Gene Ontology annotation, biological process: DNA replication initiation; DNA replication.